GUUUGGCCAGCUUGACGCGGGACGGUGACGCCAUCUUGAAAUUGUCCCGACCAGAGGAGGCGAGGAGGAGACGGACUUGGGAAAAACCAGCUCGUCCUUAAAACUCGGUGGCUGCGUUAGCCGCACGGAUUAACGGCAGCUUUAGGGGCCACUGCCACCACGGGAGAGCGUUUGCACUCGUUCGCUGAAGUCGUUUCGACGACGGGGAGGCUGUUUGGCACACUUUGGAGCGGACCGGAGGGAGCCUCGUAGUCGGUUGUUUCCCCGUUGGAGCGGGCUGAGCUCCGGUUGUGGCCGGGCAGCCCCGUCUGACUGUCGGACCAAACUGACGCUUCCACACGGAAUAUAACAACACGCCGUUAACGCGUCUGGAGGUUGGAUUUGCUCAUAUAUCAGCAACCUUUUUUAUUUUUUUAUUUUUUUUAAAGCUGAAGUUUGAUUGGAGAGCGGUGUGCGCUUGAUUUCCAGUCCGAUGGAUGUUAGCCCUGCCCGGCUGUGGCUCGGCUCGCUGCUCCGCUGCUGUGAGAAAGAAACAGGUUGAACACAGGUGAACACGUCGCUUCAUAACAAUGCUGCAGACCUGCCAAGUACAUGACAGCCCGGGCUUGAAUGCCAACAAGUCGCCCUCCAUUGCUUGUCUUUAAAAAAAAAAAAACCUGGAAAUACCACCGACCCUCCUCCUCCUCCUCUUCUCCUUCUUCAUCCCCCUCUCCUCUGCCUUUUUUUUCAGGCUGGCAUCACCUGGGAUAAUUUUUCAUCUUGUUAAAAAUGUCCUUUCUGCAGAGACGGUGCUCUGUUGAGCUGCAAGACAUUUAAUUUGACUCAUUUGUUUUUUUUGAUAUUUUUUUAUUUUUUUGUUUUGUUUUUGUUUUUUUUUCUCUUUCCAAGUCAGAGGAUCACAUUCGGAUGGAAAAUGGGAGACGCCACCAAACUGGCCUUCGCCGUUUUCCUCAUCUCCUGCUCUUCAGGUGCCAUCCUGGGUCGCUCGGAGACGCAGGAGUGCGCCUACUACAACUCCAGCUGGGAGAAGGAGCGCACCAACCGCAGCGGCAUCGAGCCGUGCUACGGCGAGGAAAACAAACGGCGGCACUGCUUCGCCACGUGGAAGAACGUCUCCGGCACCGUGGAGGUCGUCAAGCAAGGCUGCUGGCUGGACGACGUCAACUGCUACGACAGUAAUGAGUGCGUGGAGAGGAAGGAGACUCCCGACGUCUACUUCUGCUGCUGUGAAGGCAACAUGUGCAACGAGAGGUUCCUGUACGCCCCUGAAGUGCCGCCACAGACCAACACGCACCAGUCCACCGCCUACACCACCUCCAACCCAUUUUCCCAGAAGCCCCAGCUCUUCAGCACCCUGCUUUACUCCCUGGUUCCCAUCAUAGGCCUGGCCGCCGUCGUCCUCUUCUCCUUCUGGAUGUGGAGGCACCAUAAACUGGCCUACCCGGCCGCCCUCGUUCCCACACAUGAUCCCGGGCCCUCACCCCCGUCCCCCCUUUUGGGACACAAACCUCUGCAGCUGAUCGAGGUGAAAGCCAGGGGGCGCUUUGGAUGCGUGUGGAAGGCGCAGCUGCUCAACGAUUACGUGGCCGUUAAGAUCUUCCCCAUCCAGGACAAGCUGUCUUGGCAGAACGAGUAUGAGAUCUACAGCGUGAGCGGCAUGAAGCACGACAACAUCCUCCACUUCAUCGGCGUGGAGAAGAGGAACAACAACCUGGACCUGGAGCUGUGGCUCAUCACCGCCUACCACGACAAGGGCUCGCUGACAGACUACCUGAAGGCCAACGUGGUAUCGUGGAACGAGCUCUGCCACAUCGCUCAGACGGCAGCUCGCGGCCUGGCCUACCUCCACGAAGACAUCCCGGGACAUAAAGACGGACACAAGCCCUCCAUCGCUCACAGGGACAUUAAAAGUAAGAAUGUGCUGCUGAAGAGCAACCUGACAGCCUGCAUAGCUGACUUCGGCCUUGCUCUGCAGUUUGAAGCGGGGAAAUCAGCAGGAGACACACAUGGACAGGUGGGAACGCGGCGCUACAUGGCUCCCGAAGUCCUGGAAGGUGCCAUCAACUUCCAGCGGGACUCCUUCCUGCGUAUCGACAUGUACGCCUUCGGCCUCGUCUUAUGGGAGCUUGCGGCGAGGUGCACAGCCGCUGACGGCCCGGUGGAUGAGUACAUGCUCCCAUUUGAGGAGGAGGUGGGUCAGCAUCCGUCUCUGGAGGACAUGCAGGAGGUGGUCGUUCAUAAGAAACUGAGGCCCUGCCUGCGAGACUGUUGGCAGAAACACACGGGUCUGGCCAUGCUUUGCGAAACCAUCGAGGACUGCUGGGACCACGAGGCCGAGGCUCGCCUGUCCGCCGGCUGCGUCGAGGAGCGUAUCGGCCAAAUGCAGCGCCAAGCCCCGAUCAUCGGCCCCGAGGAGAUCGUCACUGUCGUCACCAUGGUGACCAACGUGGACCUCCCGCCCAAGGAGUCCAGCUUAUGAUCGGCCAAUCCACCGACACCGGAUGAGCGGAUAGCGGAAGCACGGAUCAACACGAGGGGAUGAGCAGCCGACCCUGGUUGGUUGGCGUAGUGGGGUUUUUUUUUUUCCUUUCUUUUUCUUGUUUUGUUUUUGUUUCUCUCUUUUACUUUUUUCGUUUUUUUUUGUUCCUUUAAGUGCGGGCCGCUACUCGCGUUCAGGAAACACCCUGCGCCCACCUCACCACAUCAGUUGAUAUCCACCUCAUUUUGAUAUGUGUGCCUGAGGAUUUUAAACAUUUUAACGGUUGAAACUCUCUCAUCCCGAGCAAAAACGAUUAUCAGGAUUAUUACGUCGACGACAAACAAACUAAAAAAAAAACGACGUGACAGAGUGAUAGCGCUUGACAUGCUGGGACACUUUUAUCAUGUAUUGUUUUUAUAUACAUACACUCACGUAGGAGGGCGACCUGUUCUGCUCGGUUUUCUACGGAGAGAGAAGAUCCGGCGGAGAAAAUUUCACAGAAAAACUCUCGGUGCAUUUUAGUGUAAAAAAAAAAAUCAAAAGAAAAAGGAAAAAAAGACGAGCACCUGGCUCUGGAUACAUUUGCUGUUUUCUCGUGUGCAUUUUAUUUUUUGUUUUCUUCUUCUUUUUUUUCUGUUUUUUUUUUGAAGAAACGAUCGUUCUGCCAAUAAGCAACGGCUUCUGAAUGUUUAUAGUGUAAUGCUGCUGUACAUAGUGUAUUAUGGACCCAGACAACUUGGUAAUCAAGCUUAUUUUAAAGGGUUGAGGGGGAAGGUGGGAGGGGGGUCCAUUUUCAAGCAUUACGACGAUUAAAAAAAAAAAAAAAAAAAAACCAUAAACCUCCUUCAACCAGGUAUACCUCACUUCAGAUGGACACAGUUUAAAUUAGUCCCUCUCCCUGUUCACAGUCAUAGCUCACACUUUUUCCACAACCUUGGCUCUCGACAUCCAAACAGUCUGCUGUCAGCCGUGACACUCAUGGGUAAUGUAGUCAGCAAAGCCUCGAUGAUUAUACAUGGCCAUACACACCGUAAACACAAGUGUUUCUCCCUUUUUCCUCCCCUUUUCUCAGUCUCACGUUUUUAGUUUUUUGCUCCACUUUGAUUUUUGUUUUUUAUUUUUUUGACUGAAUAACAACUUGUUUAGUUUUUCUCUCUCUCUCUCUCUCUUUGAGAUUUUCUUCUGAUAAUGGGUAAAAAAAAACAAAAAAAAAGCAUACCCCCAUGAUGAAGUUGUCAUUUAAGGUGAUAUUUUUUUUCCGUUUUGGUUUGCUGUGUCAAUUGUCAACGGUGUAAUAAUAUCUAUCGCUGACAAGCCUAAUUUUGCCCGUGAGAUUUGGAUAUACAGUAUAUGUAUUUAUAUCUCUCUGGAUUAGCGCUGGGUACCAACUAAUGUUACCUUUUUGAUGUUUGGUAUCAAAUCAGACGGUAUUAAGAGGUAUAUUCUUCUUGUUCUUAUCAUUUUGUGAGAUGUGUGGUCUGGUUCUGUUUAGAAAACGACGAUUAACAAAAUGGAUCAUCCGAUAUGGAGAGGUAUCAGAUUUGAAGUGCGGUUUUGAGGAGGUUUCCAGGGGUACCCAGCCCUACUUUGGAAAUUAUACCUGUAUUUAGCUGAGCCAGCUUGCUUUUUUGAUUUGAUUGCACACAUCUUUUUUGGAUUACUAUCAAGAGUUUUCUGCUCUCUUUUGAUACACCUCAGGAAUCUUUGCUACUCACCACCUCCUCACAUCUCCCACCUCUUCAUCCUCACCUGUCUUGGACUGGAAUACCUCCUCUCUCUCUUUCUUUCUCUCUCUCUCUCGCUGAUUCUUACGCUCUCUCUCUCUCUCUCUCUCUCUCUCUGUCUCUCUCUAUCUCUAUCUUCCUUGCCUCAUCUCGACUUGUAAAGGGGUUUAUCCGUGCUGUCGUGCUCAAAAACUUCUCGAGAACCAAGUUGAAACCUCACCCAACUCUAGUCAGUACGUUGGCAAGUGUUUAUAGUCCCUCUAGAACCAAACCAUGUUUUAUGUCUUUUUCCAGAGUUGGACACAACCUGCUGUAAGCUGACAGAUUCAACAGUUUUCACAAAAUGAGUGGGUGAUUUUAUGUUCCUGACACAGGGCUGAAAUAAAUGGGUUUUGAAAUCCUGCUGACACUAACCAAAUGAUCACACGGCGAACUGCAAAUUGGACGAGUUGAGACAAGGAAUCUCUCUUUCUCUUUCAUCCUGGUGCCAUCUUUCCGUAUCCAUAUUAGUUACUCUUGUAGAUGUCAGGCAAAACGGAUGUAUCUGUCAUUGUUGUGAAGGCAACAAUGACAUUUUUGAGUCUUUAUUUCCUCUGAGGGACAUUGAACACUGGUGCCGGCAGACCUGCAGUCUCUCCUCAAGUUUUGGGACGGUUUCACAAGACACAGUUUAAGAUCAAGCGGUUAUAAAAUCAAGUUUUGUGGUCAGAAAUACUUAAAAGCAUGAAGAAACUUCUUUCUACCAAACCAUUUCACAUUCAGGGCAAUACAUAAUUCUGUUUUCUUUAUAACAUGCUUAACAUUUUAAGCAAACCAUACUGUAGCGCUCGAGGAAACAAGAGCCAAAUACUAAAAAAUGAAAGUGAUUUUUCCUUAUACUCCAAUUCUUUACAGCAAGUGAGUCUAACAUUGAGUUAAAUAUUUGUUGUGAGCGCAUACAUGUACUCCAAUUAUUCUUUAUUCUUCCAAAUUACAGACUUUACAGGGCCAGCCUAACUUAAUAUUAACGAGCAAAUCCACCAAGUAACCCAGGAACUAGAAGAAGUAAAAAGUAAAGAACCUUCAGUGCUCAGAAACUGUAUUUGCUUUCCUGCUACACUUCUAAAACGGUAAAUUCAGGAGUAAGAGACAGUUUGAGAUAUAAUUUCAGCGCAUAACAGUACUGCAACAACACCGCAAACCUGAAGGAAGUAGAAGCCAUCAUCUUAUUUACUUACUGUAGCAUGAGUACGAUAUUUGCAUUGAUAUCGCUUCCUUUUGCUGCUGCUGUUUUUCAAUCAACUGCUAUUCAAAACCAGACAUUAUCCAAUGUCCUCAUGAAGCUUAAACAGUCAGGGACGAUCAGUACUGCAAACCCCAGCAGCCCUUCAAUAAAGUACUACCUCACUCGCAGGGAUUUCUUUGGGGUAGAAAGUAUGGCGAAUAAACCAAAAUCGUAAUCCAGUUAAAAAAAAGAUUAAAAUACCCAAGUUCUUUGCAAAUUUCCUGAACGGGGGGGAAAGUUUGGGGUGUCGUUUCUUGGAGUAGACUCCAGUUUCUCCCCAUAUGUUUGACAAAUGAAGCUAAAAAGAAGUUUCCUCAUUUUUACCAUGAUGCAGUAUCUCGUUCCAUUACUGUACAAGACUGAACGACAGCAGAAGGCUUCUCAUUGAGAAGGAAACAUCUCAACAUACACUGUCUUGACACAAACGUUGAGGAAAAACACCAGUAUUACCCUUGUUUUGUCCCCAAGUUUGUACUCUCCAAUGCAAAACUUACUCACCAGUAUUUCAGCAGCCAAGUGAAUUUUAAAAACUGCCUCCAAAUGUUGGUUGGUUACCUGCCAAAGUGGCUGGUAGAGUCGACAAACCUAUCAGCCACAGCAAAAAAACCUGCCAGUGUCUGGUUGGCGGUCACAUCCCAGUACUGUAGGUAGAUGAUAGAUGUUCAGUGUUUGACAACUUGAGUUUAAACUGCGCUUGAGAAACCAACCCAAACCGACAAAAUACCAUUCAGGGAUUCAGUACUAUGCUUUUCUAAGUUCUCGCGAGUUAUAUGCAACCAGUGCCGCAAACUACCCUACUACUUCUGUAGGAUCAGCUGCAGGAGUGACUUUCGAUAUACACACACACACAAAUAACUUGUAGCAUUUUAAUUUUUUUUUUUAAUCCGUGACCUUGCAUAUUGAUAUGUUGUAUUUAUUUUUUAAUUUACAGGCCUGAGGUUUUGGGGAUCAGAGCUCAGGUGCAACUCGGAAUAAAGUUGUAAGAGUUGGCACGAUUUAUGGUUGUUGUUGGGGGGUUGGGGGUGGGUGUUCGGUUGUAAUUCAGGAAAUACUUUCAUUAAUUCAAAAAGAAAAAGAUAUAAACUGUAACAUGCUUCUUUCUAUUCAGUCUAUGGACAAACGACCGAGAAUGAAUGUUCUUCAGACUCCUGGAUUCCAGUAUUGUGUGUACUUUGAUGGAUUGAGCCCGGCCCUGUGUAACUUUAGAGGGCUUUGCGUUUGGCUGGUUUCGUGUGAUUGUGCCCUGACGCUGUAGAAACUAGUAAAACUGACACACUUGGGAAAUCUAUUCAUACACCUCUUGGUUUUAGGGUUACCUGCUGAAGAUGUGAACCUGCUCUAAGAGCAAUGAAAACAACAGAAAUGGCAAGUUUGGUGCAUUAUUUGAUAGUUAAUUGCCAAGCUCCCAAAGAGGAUUUGAACCUCGCCAGUCCUGUGUUACCAAAAGAGGUACAUCUUCUGGCCUUCCUGUUGCUUUGGCCAUCUUUAAAUCUUGAUGCGGUGCCUAGUUUCUAAAACAACGAUCUUCAUCAGCUCCUGGAUCUUUUAAGAAACAUUUCAGUCGAUUCAAAAUAAAUGUCUGGGUCUGCAUCCAGAUGUUAUCAUUAAGGCGAUUCGAGACAAUCUUGUGUAACAAUCACAGAUGAGCUAAACCUCUUUGCUUCCCCCUCAGUGAGGUCUUGACGAUCUUAGCAAACCUUUUCUGACUCAUCUAUGGUCUAAAUAUGCUCCGAAAAUUGUCAUUUUAACGGUGUAUGAAUGGGUUUUCCCAAGCAUGCUGGCUUUAUGGUUUUCUAUCUCGACUUCCUCCAGCCCAGCACCUCACAUUGCUGUGCAUAUAAACUACCAGUGAAACAUUUGUGUCUUGUUGCCCCCACUAUUUUAAGCAGUCUAGGCUCUGUACAGACAUGAGAACAUAAAUACCUGUAUCAACUAUAUACUCUGAGCUGAAUCUUUAUAAGUGCGUGUUGAACUUCAGUGUUUCCUCUACAUUCAUUUAUACUUUUCUUGUGUUUUGACUCAGCAGUGGGGCUUAGUCUGGCUGCAUAAAAAUUGUCCUUCACUAUGCGAAAAAUAAGUUGAGCUUUGUGUAAGCUAAAAGCUAGAGGCUCAUUGGAGUACUUUGUAAGGCAUCCAAGAAAGCACUUAAGGGUUCCUUGGCAAAUGAACUUUUAUCCCAGGACGUUCCUCAAGGAACCUCCCCGGGUCCCCUGGCAAUUCGAAUUUUAAAGAAUCCCUGACGCUCUUUAAGAGCAGUUGCAAUACUUCAUAUGUGAUAGUGCAAUCACCCACUACAGGUAUUUCAUUCCAGCAUCUCAAUCUCCUGCUUUUUCCCACAGUUGGUAAGAAUUUUAGAGGAAACAUUGAACUCCAAUGACCUCGCCGCCAAGACUUGUCUUGGCAGCAGGAUAAGUCUGGUUGCCAGGCCUGAAAUUUCUACAACAAAAAAUACAAAAAAAAAACAAAAACAAACAAAAAAAACAAAAACACUACAAGCAUUUUUUGACCCCACAUUUCUCAAAGCUCUUGAGUCGCAGCACUGAUCCAGGAUCUGCCAACGGGACCUCUAAUGGUAGUGAUGCUCACAGGGUUUCUGGUAGUCAAGGCCGGAAGAUCAUUUUUGAUCAUGAAACUUGUAUUAAAAAAAAGAAAAAAGUCUAAAAUUAUGAAAUUGUCUCGUUUCUUUACUCCUAAUACAUGUGACUGUACGUUUUAUGUUAUUUAGAAAAAAUGUGAAAAUAGGACAAGAAACGAAGAUCUGGAAUUUCAAACUGGAAAGAAACAAAAGCAUCCCACAGCAAGAGUGAAUUUUUACCAGCUCCAGGGGUUCUCAGCAUGACCUCUGACAUUUAACCUUCCAGUAAAGGACAAGGCAGGAUUAGAAAAAAGAGAAUCCCCUUCGAAAAGUAUAACAGCAGUACAUAACCUUCAGAAACCCUGGAAACAUUAUCACAGAGGAGACAACACUGAUCCCUGAUCAGCGCUGCGACUCUCUGCAAAUGGUUUUUAUCAGCUGAAGUGAUCCACGUGAUGUAAAUAAAUGUGUUUUUAGAUUGUGAA
This is a messenger RNA of Larimichthys crocea (large yellow croaker), 8527 nucleotides long. It is a transcript of the gene acvr2ab, whose product is annotated as activin A receptor type 2Ab. Bases 914 to 2479 code for a protein of 521 amino acids. Gene Ontology annotation, cellular component: activin receptor complex; plasma membrane. The record is from RefSeq and is a predicted model, not a curated record. Gene Ontology annotation, molecular function: activin binding; activin receptor activity; ATP binding. NCBI's taxonomy places the organism in Eukaryota, Metazoa, Chordata, Actinopteri, Sciaenidae. The transcript is spliced from 11 exons. Gene Ontology annotation, biological process: activin receptor signaling pathway; protein phosphorylation; cellular response to growth factor stimulus.